Messenger RNA from Chenopodium quinoa (quinoa), 842 nucleotides. RefSeq names its product probable ubiquitin-conjugating enzyme E2 18. The coding region runs from base 118 to 603 and encodes 161 amino acids. The record is from RefSeq and is a predicted model, not a curated record. NCBI's taxonomy places the organism in Eukaryota, Viridiplantae, Streptophyta, Magnoliopsida, Caryophyllales, Amaranthaceae. The transcript is spliced from 6 exons.
CUUUACCAAAGACUGGUUUACCCUUAACUUUAGUAAAUUCUCUCCAUCAUCUUCAAUCUUCCGACCCCAUUAAAAAAAUCCCACAAUUACUUUCUGCCACUCUCUCUCUUUCAAACCAUGACAAGUUCCUCCACUCAAUCUCGCAAGGCUUUAAGCAAGAUCGCCCAAAAUCGACUCCAAAAAGAACUUGUUGAGUGGCAGCUUAAUCCUCCCGCUGGCUUCAAACACAAGGUCACCGAUAAUCUUCAGAGAUGGGUGAUCGAAGUUUCUGGAGCACCUGGAACUUUGUAUGCAAACGAGACUUAUCAGCUUCAAGUUGAUUUUCCAGAGCAUUAUCCUAUGGAAGCACCCCAGGUUAUAUUUGUACCUCCUGCACCUCUGCAUCCUCACAUUUACAGCAAUGGGCACAUCUGUUUAGAUAUUUUAUAUGACUCUUGGUCCCCAGCGAUGACAGUCAGCUCAAUUUGUAUCAGUAUUCUUUCAAUGCUGUCAAGCUCUACCUCAAAGCAACGCCCUGCAGACAAUGACCGUUAUGUGAAGAACUGUAGGAACGGUAGAUCUCCGAAGGAGACGAGGUGGUGGUUUCAUGACGAUAAAGUGUAAUAUAUGAGUAGUGUUUGUCAGACCUAUUGAAACACUGUUUUAUAGAAUUGACUUCUAGGAUGAAUACUGCCUCCUAUCUCCAGGAGAUGUUGAAGUGGAUGCGGGAGUAAAAAGGAUUUAUGUUAACCCUCUUGUUUAGCUCAGGGGAUGAUAUGGAUAACCUCUAAAAUGUGGAAACAUCAGAUUUAAAGCAAUGGCUUCUGAUUUAAAAGUAUGAGAAAGUUAGCAGGUUCGUUUAA